AUGUCUGGAAGAGGCAAGGGAGGCAAGGGUCUGGGUAAGGGCGGUGCUAAGCGCCACCGCAAAGUCCUGCGAGAUAACAUCCAGGGGAUCACCAAGCCAGCUAUCCGGCGCCUGGCGCGGCGUGGGGGUGUCAAGCGGAUCUCUGGGCUGAUCUACGAGGAGACCCGUGGCGUGCUGAAGGUGUUCCUGGAGAACGUGAUCCGGGACGCGGUCACCUACACUGAGCAUGCCAAGCGCAAGACCGUGACAGCCAUGGACGUGGUGUACGCGCUCAAGCGCCAGGGCCGCACCUUGUACGGCUUCGGAGGCUGAGUGCGCUGCUCUUUCUCCCUCGCCCGCCAUCAACUGUACCCAAAGGCCCUUUUUAGGGCCGACCACUCCCUCAUCAAAAGAGUUGAGCACU
Molecule: messenger RNA, 403 nt
Organism: Erinaceus europaeus (western European hedgehog)
Lineage: Eukaryota; Metazoa; Chordata; Mammalia; Eulipotyphla; Erinaceidae
Product: histone H4
Exons: 1
Coding region: 1-312 (103 amino acids)
Biological process (GO): nucleosome assembly
Cellular component (GO): nucleosome
Molecular function (GO): protein heterodimerization activity; DNA binding; structural constituent of chromatin
Source: RefSeq, a predicted model, not a curated record